AUGAGAGCUCUUGAAGUUGUGAAUGUUCCUUUCGAAUCUAGUGCAAUGGACAACUCUGGAUUAAGCGAUACAGCUUUGGUGUUUUUCGUUAGAGAUGCCCUUGAAUCUGCCAUAAAUGGAAACUCUGACCAUUAUACUCAGAUUGUUGGAUCUAUGUACCUUAAAGAAUAUUCCGAUACCGAUGCAGUGGCACAGCUUGCGGUACUCUUGAAAUGUCUAUCAUGUUCUGUUGCUUGUAUAGAUGUAUUUCACCAUCGAGAUCUUCUUUCUUCUGCUGCUACGAGUGGAAAGUAUCUGGACCCUUGUUUGAAUAUGCUUAUAAGUAAUUUCAUUCCACCACCUUUUUUGACGCCUCUUGUGCUAUCCCGUAUGGGCGACAAGAAGCGGCAAGUUUUUUCCCGGGUGCAUGCAGCCCUGCAGAAAAUUUCUUAUUUGGUUCCUCUUGCUCCAUCGAGAUUACUGCCCAUACUCGUCCAUAAAAUGCCUAAAAUACAUGCAAAAGAACAUUUGAUGGUGACAUAUGUUGAUAACUUGUUGAAGUUGGAGAAUAGCUCAAUCGGAAAAGUUGUUGGCAGCGUUAUUAUUACGGUGGUGAUGGAGAGGUUGCGAGAUUUGGAUUUGGAAAUUGGAUCGGAUGAUAUUCUCCAAGAUGACUCUAGUAAAGGCAUGUUUGAUAUGGAACUUGAAGAUGCAGUUGACGGCACUAUGAAUGAGUGGGACGAGGUAGGAUGGAAAAAUGAAGUCUCUGAGUUGUUGGACAACAUGAUGGUCAAAUCGUUUUACCAUCUUGAAUCAUGUAGAAACGCUGGUCGUUUGGAUGAAGUGUUUGAAAUUCUCUUUGUGUCCUUUGAGAACUUGAUUCUGAACACGUUUAAAUCAAAAUUUUCACAGUUCCUGAUGUUCUAUGCGUGCUCACUAGAUCCUGAAAAUUGUGGUGUUAAAUUUGCUACGGCUUAUCUUGCUAGCUACUUGUCUCCCGGAAAGUUUCUGCCUGUUUCUUUUGUGGCUAGCAUAUUGAAAAGAUUGGUAGACGAGUGUGCGGUUUAUUGCAGAACAUGCGAUGAUGAUGUUAGGCCUGAAGCACAUCAAGUUUUCUAUUCUGGAUGUCAGGUAUGCCUUCCAUCUGUUGUUGCCGAGUUCCUUAAACAAGCCAAAGCUGGUGGUCUAUUCAUCGUCUCAAAAGCCUUCAUUUUCGAUGACCUACUCGAGUCUGAGCUUUCGUGUGCCUUUGGCGGGUUUGAGAGGCUUGAUACAUUCUUCCCGUUUGACCCGUGCCUGUUGAAAAUCUCUAACAGCCAUAUCUCCCCGAACUUCAACUACUGGUCAAAUGUGAGACCAACUUAUGACGAAGAUGAUGACGAUGAGCUCUGUCCUGAGGUCAUAGUGAAUGGAGAUGCGGACAGUGAGGAAGACUCCGAUGAUGAAGAGGAUCUCGAUUACGAGAUGUCGAUAACGCCUAAACACUCGUUCAUGCUAGAAACAGAGAGACUCUUGAAGAUGCCUUGUAGAAUUAGACCAUCCACCAGUCCUGAAUCCUUCUAA
Messenger RNA from Arabis nemorensis, 1542 nucleotides. NCBI's taxonomy places the organism in Eukaryota, Viridiplantae, Streptophyta, Magnoliopsida, Brassicales, Brassicaceae. The record is from the annotation of a GenBank genome assembly.